This is a messenger RNA of Colletotrichum paranaense, 969 nucleotides long. RefSeq lists its product as uncharacterized. The record is from RefSeq and is a predicted model, not a curated record. The coding region runs from base 1 to 969 and encodes 322 amino acids. Lineage: Eukaryota; Fungi; Ascomycota; Sordariomycetes; Glomerellales; Glomerellaceae. The transcript has a single exon.
AUGGGUCUAAGACUUCACAGCAGUAGCAGCGAUGCCCUAGAUCUAGAUCUCAGUCAGCGGUACCUGCCCCCCGGCCCCUCGCAGGUCAGCAGGCCGCGCCCCCGCGCCCACUACAACGGCGCCUACUUCCACCCCGACGGCUCCAUCGCCUUGCACCGAGAGCUCGCCGAUCAGAAGCUUCCUCUCCUCGACCUCGUCCUGACCGCAAACCACCAGAAACGGGCCCGUCAGCACCGACAGACACGUCGGGGCCAGACUCACCGCUCUACACGGCAAUGGCGCACUGACGAGGCGGCCGAGGGCCGCAACCUGGCCUCUAGUGGCCACAAACUCCCGGGCGAGCACCGUCGGACGCCGUCCCUGGAGAGACAAGAUGCCUUCCGGGAUCCUCGCACAACGAAAGCCCGGCUCUACCCGGAAGACGCCCCCGACAUCGAAGAGCUGUAUCGGCUGGGUCUUCUCUACGACGAUGAGCAUAUCCGUGGUCCUGCUUUCGGUCUCGAUAUCAUUAAUCACCAUUCAGAGCCUAAGUACACCAUGCGCCCUGCCAAGCGGGCGCGCAAGUCCAAACCCCAGCAGAUCUCAUACGACGAUGAUGUGCAGCUCGCCCUCGACCUAUCUCUAGCCGAACUCGGCCGAGAUGAGUCUUUCGCGCAAUUUCUUUGCUCCCCAGAACUAGACGAGCUCCCUUCGGGCGUUGAGUCCGACAGCAGCAGCACGUAUAGCGCACGACUCGCGCCCCUGCAGUUCGUUUCCGAGCUCUUGGGGUCGCCAGAUUAUUUUAGCGAUAACACGCCUGAGCUGACAACUGAUUUCGCCUCUGAUUCUUCUAUUUCUUUCAAUUAUUCUUCUGAUGAGGAGCCAACCUCCGCGGAAACCCGUGGAACUUUGACGACAGGGACCAAAUAUGAUAGAAUUACUGCCCAGAAGCUUGAUAGUCCCUGGACGAUGUCGGGUGACGGCUCGUAG